This is a messenger RNA of Amborella trichopoda, 1290 nucleotides long. RefSeq names its product ATP-dependent caseinolytic (Clp) protease/crotonase family protein. Gene Ontology annotation, biological process: protein quality control for misfolded or incompletely synthesized proteins. NCBI's taxonomy places the organism in Eukaryota, Viridiplantae, Streptophyta, Magnoliopsida, Amborellales, Amborellaceae. Gene Ontology annotation, molecular function: serine-type endopeptidase activity; ATP-dependent peptidase activity; ATPase binding. The record is from RefSeq and is a predicted model, not a curated record. Gene Ontology annotation, cellular component: endopeptidase Clp complex.
AGAGAGAAAGACCUACUGAUAAUAAGGGACACGUUCUAGAGAGAGAGAGGAGAGAGAGAGAGGCAACAGUGGUUCGGGGUCGGGUCUGGUCGGUGUUAAGGUCUUUAAGCUCAUCAGGAGAGAGAGAGGAGAGGAGAGGAGAGAGAGAGAUGGCGUGUGGUAGUGUCAGCUGUUGUCUGAAUGGAAGCUCUUCACUGCGAUUAUCAGUGGCCUCUUCUUCUUCUACGAAGGCUUUCAGCAAAAGAAUGGCUUCGAUUCCUAUCCCACCAUUGAACCCAAAAGACCCAUUUCUCUCUAAACUUGCAUCUGCUGCUUCCAUCUCUCCAAACCUUAUUCAACCCAAUAAAAAUGACGAUACCCCACCAUUUCUCGACCUCUUCGAUACCCCCAAGCUCAUGGCUACUCCUGCUCAGGUGGAGCGGGCUGUUUCUUACAAUGAGCACAGGCCGAGAAAGCCUCCUCCUGACUUGCCUUCUUUGCUUCUUCAUGGCAGAAUUGUGUACAUUGGCAUGCCGUUGGUACCAGCUGUCACUGAGCUUGUAAUUGCAGAGUUAAUGUACUUGCAAUGGAUGGAUCCAAAGCAGCCAAUUUAUAUCUAUAUCAAUUCAACUGGAACAACACGUGAUGAUGGUGAGACGGUUGGAAUGGAGUCUGAAGGGUUUGCUAUCUAUGAUGCAAUGAUGCAAUUGAAAAACGAGAUCCAGACAGUUGCUGUUGGAGCAGCCAUUGGUCAUGCAUGUCUACUUCUUGCUGCUGGAAGAAAGGGUCGUCGCUAUAUGAUGCCACAUGCCAAAGCCAUGAUUCAACAACCUCGUGUUCCAUCAUCUGGGCAAAUGCCGGCUAGUGAUGUCAUCAUUCGAGCAAACGAGGUUAUAAACAACAGAGACACACUUGUUAAACUUAUAGCAAGGCACACUGGAAAUUCAAUUGAGACAAUAUCUCAGGUGAUGCGACGACCGUUUUAUAUGGAUUCCAUUAAGGCAAAAGAGUUUGGAGUCAUUGACAAGAUCCUUUGGCGUGGUCAGGAAAAGAUCAUGGCCGAAGCUGCGUCGCCAGAUGAAUGGGACAAGAUGGCUGGUGUUAGGGUUGCAGAUGGAAUAUAAUUGUUUCAUUUUCAUGACUUCUGUAAUAUUUUUCUCCUUUUUUUUUUUUUCUUUCAUUUAGGUUAGAAGUCAAGUGCGCUUCCUCAACUGUGACUUUUUUUUCCUCUGUAAUCAUAGCAAUUUUCGGUAUAACUCGAAUGAAGAAAAGUAUAUGGAAGAUUAUACACGUUGAGUUUGGAUUUGGUUA